Messenger RNA from Gaeumannomyces tritici R3-111a-1, 684 nucleotides. RefSeq lists its product as hypothetical. Bases 190 to 684 code for a protein of 164 amino acids. NCBI's taxonomy places the organism in Eukaryota, Fungi, Ascomycota, Sordariomycetes, Magnaporthales, Magnaporthaceae. The record is from RefSeq and is a predicted model, not a curated record. The transcript has 2 exons.
CCGCUAAGCCACGUCAGCCACAAACAAUGCAUAACCGCUGCCUGGCGCUGCCAAAGCCCUACCAAUCACCAAGCGCGUCAGCCACAAAUCCGCAAGUAGUCCGCAUCAAAUCGGCCAGCUGCCCCACGUCGCGCGAAUCUCUUUCUUCCACUCAAGCAUCACUCGCUCGAUUGAGCUGGCCUCGACGCAAUGGCAGCCCUAGCCAGCGAUCUCUUUGAUGACGCGCCUCGCGAAGUCAAGGAAUACAUUUCCAACGGACCCGAUGGGUUCCAGCGAUGGGUUCAAAGCAAACUACUGGGAAGCCGCUCCCGCCCCCGCGACCGCGACCGCGACCGCGACGCAAAGAUCCGGGAACUGGAAGAAGAAAACACAAGGCUUAGAAAACAGGCUAAGGAGAAGGCCCAGCUGCAGGCUGAGAAGCAGGCUGAGGAGAUCAGACGGCAGGCCGAGGAGAACCAAAACUUGCGGGCCGAGCUUGACAAACUGCGCCAGAGCAAGAAGAAAAGUACAGCCGGACCACACGCCAAAGAGAUCGAGAAUGUCCGGGCCAAGCUAGCCAAGAAGAUAGAGGAACUAGAGGCCGAAAAGGAACGGCUCAAACAAGAGGCUGAAAAGGCCAAGAGACAGGCCAAACUUGAGCUUCGCCAACAGAAUACGGCCGGGACUGGUGAGCAGCCACAUUAG